AUGGCAUCAUCUACUGUCCCGAUUCGUACUGACAGGCUCAUCAACUCACUUCCGGUCGAUUCAGACUUGAGGUCUUUGAUGAGGGAAUACUUUGCCAACUUCGAAAACACUUUAGAAUACUGUACUGCCCUUAAGGAUUGGCUCGAACAUGCUCCAACCAAUCACUCAAUUAUUGAGUCGGCGGUUAAAUGUUAUGAUGAAGAGGCAAAAUUAGAAGUCGGGACCGUCGAGAAGAAUUCCGUUAAGGCCUUGGAGGAACUGAGGAGGUUCAAAGCAGCUGAAGAGCCUUUCGUUAUGGAGUUCCUUGAACUGAAAAGAAAGGCCCUUGUGCGGUACGAAUCGAUGCAAGGGAAGGUGUGUGCUCGGAAGAAAACGCUCGAAAAGAAAGUGGAAUCAUGGGAAACAUGGAGGAGGGUGUCAGUGGCCUUUCUUGUUGCCGCUUUUAUUUCCGUAUUGGUUUUUUCCGUGGUGGCGGCAGUCAAAUACGCAAAGCCUGUCAUAAUAGGUUUGGCAAGUGCGUUGACGACUGCUAUAGUUCCGUUGGGAACAUGGUGCAACAAUUCUUGGAAGCGGAACAAGGAAAAGAUAAAGAUGAAGAAGAAGUUAACAGCUAUAAUGGAGAUCUUUGGUUCUAGUGCAACCACCAUACGGGUGCUUGUUGAACAAUUGGAAAUUAAGAAAGCGUCACUGUCGCACUCCGUUGAUUACGUGCUCAAAGAAGGAUAUACUUUGAAGGCUGGGAUGGAUGAUAUCAACGAAAAAUUGAAACUUGUUACGCCUAUCAUCACAGAUUUGCUUCGAGAGACCCAUGACUGUAGCUGUAAAUUUAGGAGGGAUCUGAAAGAGAUUCAGCGGCAGAUGUUGCACAUGCUCUAG
Molecule: messenger RNA, 876 nt
Organism: Gossypium raimondii (Peruvian cotton)
Lineage: Eukaryota; Viridiplantae; Streptophyta; Magnoliopsida; Malvales; Malvaceae
Product: UPF0496 protein At4g34320
Exons: 1
Coding region: 1-876 (291 amino acids)
Source: RefSeq, a predicted model, not a curated record